AUGGUUGACUGGCUGCGUGGCAUUGAAUUUCUUUGGGUUGAGAGGGGCAGGCGUUUUUCUUUAUCUGGGCUGGGCUGGGCCUUUGGAUACCCUUGCGUGGAUGGCUAUCCCGCUUCGUGUGCUAAAGAAAUCAUAAUUGAGAUUUCAAGUGCUAUAUUGAACAACGGGGAAGUGAAUGAAUUGAGACGUGGUGUGAUGGGAGCCAAUAGAGGGCUUGAGUCUCAAGAGGUUAAAUCCUAUCUAACCUUGUUUUUGGGGAAGGAGGUAUGGGAACUAAUCAAUUGCCACAGAUGCUCCCUAACCUUGGAAGCGGCGAAGCAGCUCACUCUCGUGGUCGAAACGAUUCCUUCUUCCUCCCCUAGUUAUUUCUUCACUAAACCGGAAUGGCACAGAAUGGCAAAUGUACAGCCGCACUUGACAUCUCUUCUUCAAAAAUUUCAAGCUAGGCUGUUGAGUACGCAAGCCUUAUUAGGUGCCAAAGAGUAUGGAUUCAGGACAUCACAGAGAGACCUUCAAUACAGCAAGUCCCGAGGAAGAUUAGAUGGCUCUGGCCACGUGUUGUUCCAUCGAGCGGAUCUGUACGUAGUAUUUAGUCAACUCCUUCUCAGCUCAGUUCUCGAGCAAGGCAUCACAGCUCCUUUUUGUUCCCACAACAAGCUUUUCACACAUUUCUUCAUAAUCCUCACUAUGAUGUCUGCUCGUAUGUGUUUCUCUGCGCUCUCCUUCAUACAGUAUCCUCAAUCUCAUUAUCUAACAGGCACGCCAGAUGCUUAUCCCACGCCUGUUCAAAAAUACUAUGUUUAUCCAAAGACUAUGAUAACCUCACAGAAGUCACCAAAACCGAGGCAAGUCACUCUAAACAAGUAUUCUGGCGAGAUCAUGCCAUGGGCGUUUAUUUUGACCGGGGAUGAUAUGGUAGACCAGCUUAGGGCAUAUUUCGGCAUACAAGCAGUCUCGCCCGCUCCUGCACACCAUUCUCAGCUUGAAUUCCAGGUCAACUCUAAGCCAUAUAUCACAUACGCAAAGGAGCCCGGGAAGGACGCGCAAGUGAGUCGGGACCUUCUAAACUUCCUGGUUCCAGAAGAAAAGCAGAAAUUAAUCAAUGAGCUUCCGGACGACCCAGGCAAUAUUGUAGCACAGGAUACACUGAAACUGACUGAGGAAAGCCUCAAGGAUGUCGAAGGUCAUGAGGGAAUUGGAGUAGUGAUUGAGGACGUUGUUGAGUGGAAUUGA
Messenger RNA from Lindgomyces ingoldianus, 1233 nucleotides. RefSeq lists its product as uncharacterized. The transcript has 10 exons. The record is from RefSeq and is a predicted model, not a curated record. Bases 1 to 1233 code for a protein of 410 amino acids. Lineage: Eukaryota; Fungi; Ascomycota; Dothideomycetes; Pleosporales; Lindgomycetaceae.